Uloborus diversus is the source of this 2672-nucleotide messenger RNA. RefSeq names its product centaurin-gamma-1A-like (gene CenG1A). The record is from RefSeq and is a predicted model, not a curated record. NCBI's taxonomy places the organism in Eukaryota, Metazoa, Arthropoda, Arachnida, Araneae, Uloboridae. The coding region runs from base 79 to 2658 and encodes 859 amino acids. Gene Ontology annotation, molecular function: GTPase activity; GTP binding; GTPase activator activity. Gene Ontology annotation, cellular component: nucleus. The transcript has 20 exons.
UGCGAUCUGUCAACUUACCGAAUAAUCGGAGGUAGAAUGGGUUUAUGCUAUAUGAGCUAGUAAGAAAAUGAUCUAAAAAUGAAUAAUCGGGGCCAUGUACAACAACCAUAUUACAGUAAUUCAUUAGCUAUUCGGCAAGAAAUACAAAGAUUUGAAAGUGUACAUCCUAGCAUUUAUGCUAUUUAUGAUCAUCUGGAGCUUAUGCCUGAUCCUCUUCUAGCUCAACAAAUUCGGGAACAUGUUGUUUGUAUUGAAGACUCCUUCGUGAACAGCCAAGAAUGGACGCUGAGCCGUUCAGUUCCUGACUUAAGGCUGGGCAUUGUAGGGAGUCUUUCUAGUGGAAAAUCUGCUUUAGUUCAUAGGUAUCUUACGGGCUCAUACAUGCAAGAUGAAUCCCCGGAAGGCGGACGAUUCAAAAAAGAAGUUGUAAUCGAAGGACAAAGCUACCUUUUGCUAAUAAGGGAUGAAGGCGGUCCGCCUGAAAUUCAGUUUAGCUGUUGGGUGGAUGCAGUGAUUUAUGUGUUCAGCCUCGAAAAUGAAGCCUCUUUUAAUGCCAUCUACAAUUAUUAUACGAAGAUGUCGCAUUAUCGAAGUCCCGGCGAGGUGCCUUUAAUCUUGGUUGGAACUCAAGAUGCCAUUAGUGAAAGUAAUCCACGAGUUAUUGAUGACUCACGUGCUAGAAAAUUAGCUAGUGACCUUAAAAGGUGUUCCUAUUAUGAAACAUGUGCUACUUAUGGACUCAAUGUUGAAAGGGUCUUCCAAGAUGCAUGUCAGAAGAUAGUGCAACAGAAAAUGGCUGGUAUUAGCUCAAGACCCAGCACACCCAGCCAUACAAAUCGUUGUAAUAGUUAUGUUUCCAGCUCUACAUCCGUUGGUGGAAAUACAAAUAAUGGAUAUCAUCCAACUACAAGUGUAGGAACCACCACUCAUUCAGCUGUUUCAGCAUCUCCUAGUCAUCUUAGUCAUAUGCCUCCUAAUCAUGGAACAAAAGUAAACAUAGAUUGCUUGUAUAUUUCAGAAAUUGAUCGGGUAGAGGGAGUUACUUUGAAUACCAGAGAAACUAAAGAUAAACCAGAAAGAGCAAUGGGUGUUGAAGUCCUUGUUUCAAAUACUUUAGUUGUUCCAAAAGAUUCUAAAGAUUUGCCCACACCUUGUUCUACUCCCACAACAUCUCGGAAAACACGUCGACGGUCUAAUCUUUUUCCUGUAAGUAAAUACAUUCCUUUGAAGAAAUGUGAGGAUGACAAGAAAAAUAAAAACGGUGAAGUCGGUAGUGGUCGAGUGAUUCCUUUAAGGCAGGGAUAUCUGUACAAAAAAAGUUGUAAAGCAUUGAAUAAAGAUUGGAAAAAGAAAUAUGUAGCAUUGACAAGUGAUGGUAGAUUAACGUAUCAUCCUAGCCUUCAUGAUUAUAUGGAUGAUGUACAUGGUAAAGAGAUUCCUUUGAUGCAUACAACUGUUAAAAUUCCUGGACAGAAACCUAGAGGUUCACGAACGCCAGGAACAUCAACUAGUGCCUCAUCUCAUCAGGUCAAUGAGCUGGGCUCAGACCUUGGUAAUUUAUCUGUGGCUGGAGGUGUUCUAAAUGGGAGUGAAACUCAAUUAAUACCUGCAGUUCCCAGUACCAACCCUCUGCUGAGCAGAUUAGAUACACCUAUUGUUAAAAAACGGCAUAGACGAAUGAAAAGUACUGGACUCAGGAACAUGGAAGCGAUGGAUGAUUCAGAUGAUCAUGAGUUCAUCAUUGUGUCACUUGAUAACAAGCAGUGGCAUUUUGAAGCAUCUAGCUCUGAUGAUCGAGAAGCUUGGAUAUCAGCUAUUGAACAGCAAAUUUUGACAAGUUUGCAAGGCAAUGAAAGUUGUAAAUCAAAGGCUGGACGUAUAACCGCUGCUGUUGAUCCAGCAUCUAUUCAAGCAAUUAAAACCACUAUCUCAGGAAAUAGCCAUUGUGUUGACUGUGAUGUUUCAAACCCAGACUGGGCAAGUCUGAAUAUUGGAGCUCUAAUGUGCAUAGAGUGUUCUGGUAUUCAUAGAAAUUUGGGUUCACAUAUCUCAAGAGUCAGGUCACUAGAUUUGGAUGAAUGGCUGCCAGAGCAUGUGAGUGUCAUGGUAUCUCUUGGAAACACUGUAGCAAAUAGUAUUUGGGAAGGUAACACACGUGGUCGGGCUAAGCCUACUCCGAAUUCCAGUCGAGAGGAGAAAGAAAGGUGGAUACGAGCAAAAUAUGAAUUUAAAGAAUUUUUAGCUCCUCUACCUGCUAGUACUCCCAUAGGGCAGCAACUUAUUGAUGCAGUCUGUAAAAGUGAUAUAAAAGCUGUAGCACUUGUGUUAGCCCAUACCUCAUCUCCUGAGCAAGUUAACUCAACUGUUAGCCCCAGAGAUCAGAGAACUGCUCUUCACCUUACUGCAGCUUUAGGCAACUUACCAAUCUCUCAGCUUUUGAUAUGGUAUAAUGCCAAUGUAAAAGCUGUUGAUUCAGAUGGCAGAACAGCUGUAACCUAUGCUAAGAAUGGUGGAUUUCAAGAUGUCCAUGAUUUACUUGUCCACAAUGGAUGUCCAGAUUUAAUUCCUGCACCCACAUCAACACUUCCUCGUAGACGAGGUAGCUUAUCAAAAAAGUCCACAGAAGUGUUUGAUAAACUGCCUGCCAGUAUCAUCUAGUGAGACUUACAGCU